UUAUUGCUAUCAUCGAUAUUAUAAAUUCAUUUAGUUACAGCUAGAUUGAACAGUAUAAUAAAAAAAUAAUAUCAAUAAUAACAAUUACAAGGAAUAUUACGAAACAUAUUUAACUAAAAAUGCGUAUCGUUAACGUUACACGAAGCUUCUUUAAGGAUUUUCUAAAAAACCUAAAACUUCCUACAAUAAAGAACCCAUUUAAAAUGAAGACCCCAUCUACAAUUUUAAAAAGUGAUUUAAAAAUUCAAGCUGACUCACUGCUCAGCAAGUUUGGAUUGCAUGAAGAAGUUCACCUAAGUGCUUUAGAAAACUCGCAUGUAGAAGUGACGUACAAAAAUGGUGAAGUGCAUAUCAACAAUCACGCCUGGCACGAAAUAUCAUUCGAAUUAGAAUCUGGUAGGAUUAGUAAAUUUUGUGAAAAAUUGUCGUUAACCAGUGGUCAUUUUGAUGAAAUGAGAUUACGUAAAUUACAUUUCGAAAAUGUCCCAGCUAAAAUUUUGGCUGAUAUAGAAGACGGUUUUGUGAUGCAUAGUAAAAAAUUUGGUGACAUAGGUACCACUAAACUUAAAAAUGCUGAAAAAGUCUUAACUAAAAAAAGUAAAGACAAGAUACUUAAAUUUCAUAAAAAGACCCUUCUAGCGUUAGGGCUUGGAGCUACUGCUGCUGGAAUAACUUUUGCAUCAACUCUUACUGAAAUGCACAACGCCGAAGGUUGUUUUCUUUUCGAUGCGAGAAAGAACGCGAGUUGUAAAUUGACUGAUCGUUCAUGUGCUUAUCCACAAACAUCUAACACAAUAAAACCGUGUGAAGAAAAAGAUUUUAGUCAAUUCUUCGGCAUAGAAUUUAAUACGAAUUUGAAUUUAUCGAUACGUAAGACACUUCAAGAUCCGGAUGCAACUAUAGCAUUAAAAGAUAAAUUAAAUGGACAGAAUAUAACUGUUGACAAUAUAGAAAAAAUUAUUGAAGAUCAUUAUGAUCUAAUUAUUGAAUUUUACAAAACCAAAACAAGACCAAAAAUCCUCGAUCCAUGUCAAUUAUUCGAAGAAUCAAACAAACCUAGCUGUGUCGCGUGUGAUUCUAGUGCUCCGAUCAACAGCUAUCGCUAUCUUGAUACCACUGAUUUAUCUAUUAAUACUAAAUCGUAUUGUUGCGAUGACCCACCAGUACUUAAGGCCCUUGCCACAGCGUUUGGUAAGGGCAUUGACGCAUUAAUGAGUGAAUUGGGUGUCUCAUCUUUCUUCGGCACUUUCUUUGAAUAUAUCAUGUACGCAAUUGUAGGAUUUAUUUUACUGUGCGGUAUUGGUUUCGCUGUUUCUUAUAUUCGUAAAAAGAAGGGUGAUGAUGAUGAAGUUAGCUAUUCAAAGCUUAAAAACGAAGACGAUUGAUUUAAUCGAAAUUUUAUAAAGAUUUGAAACAUUUGAAAAUGAUAGCAAUUAAUUAGAAAUUUGUAUGAAAAAAAAAAUUUUUUUUU
This is a messenger RNA of Microplitis mediator, 1471 nucleotides long. RefSeq lists its product as uncharacterized. The transcript has a single exon. Bases 120 to 1385 code for a protein of 421 amino acids. Lineage: Eukaryota; Metazoa; Arthropoda; Insecta; Hymenoptera; Braconidae. The record is from RefSeq and is a predicted model, not a curated record.